Styela clava is the source of this 3446-nucleotide messenger RNA. RefSeq lists its product as uncharacterized. Lineage: Eukaryota; Metazoa; Chordata; Ascidiacea; Stolidobranchia; Styelidae. The record is from RefSeq and is a predicted model, not a curated record. Gene Ontology annotation, biological process: G protein-coupled receptor signaling pathway. Gene Ontology annotation, molecular function: G protein-coupled receptor activity. Gene Ontology annotation, cellular component: membrane.
AUUACUGGAUUAAGAAAUUUGUUGCCUUGCAUAAAUACUUCGAACUCUCUGCUGAUUUAUUUCUGUAUUUGCGCGAAGAUCCACAACCAAGUGCUUUGUCAAAUAUUUGAAUAUAGAUCAGUAGAUGAUCACUGUCUGAAUUCAUUUGAAGCAUGAUGCAUACCUGUUUUCUAUUUAUAUGAAGUCUGGAUGUUUCGUAAUUGUUUUACAGUUUUAAAUAAAAUAGUUUUUGUCAAUCAAAUAUUUACUAAAAAUAUUAUAUUUAGCCAUAUAUUUGUUAGUUGAAAAGUGGAAUUUGCUUAAAGUUAUGCGUGUGGUUAAUUUUAGUAUUUUUUUUUCAUAUGCCAUAGUUAUCAAAACUACAAACAUGUCAUAGAAUUAUCUAUCUUAAUUCUGUAAUUGUUCGUUUGUAUGUGGCAAUGGACGACACAUCAGAUAACACACUGAAGAUAGUCAGAACAUCAGUAAUUCUACUUCUAUUAGCUGUAUCUCUGGUCGGAAAUUCUCUCAUUGUAUUUGCAUGUGCAGUUGCAAGUAAAAGAAAGAAGAAUGCUUUUAAUGCUUAUCUUCUGAGCAUGGCAAGUUUUGGCUUGCUGGAAUGUUCGUUGACAAUGUCAUUUGCAACAGGGUUUUCAAUUGAAGAAGCUUGGGUGUUUGGAGAUUUUUUAAUGGGUUUCAAUGGAUGUUUUACACAAUUACAAAACAUUGGGGUACUUUUAACAAUUACUGCAAUGGCAACUGAUAGGUAUUUUGUUGUCUGCAAGGGAUUAAGCCAUAGAGAAGAAAGCAGUUACCAUCGUGCAAGUUAUAUUGUUUUAUAUACAUGGAUUCAUGCAUUUAUCAUAUCUCUACCAAUAAUGUUUCAUAAUGAAACUGUUGGAUUGACAGUGAAAGCUUUCAUAGACCGAUGUUUAUGUGGGCUGUCCAAAGAAACAUCCUUGUCUUACACGUGUAUUUUAUUAGUGACGAGCUUCGGUCUUCCGGUUUUUUUCACUAUUGCAUGCUUCAUAGCUGUAUUUUGGAAUUCAGAGAAAGAGAAACGAGUUCUGAGAGGUUCUAACACAACAAAUUACGGAGACUACUGUGUGCAGCAAUCUGAAAUUGUCACACAAGCUCGAUGUGCGAAAUAUGUCCUUAUUUUGCUCUUGUUAUUCGUGGUUUUCAAAUUUCCUUAUCUUAUCAUGGACAUUUCAACACAAUUUGGAGCUUCAUUUACAUUAUAUGAUAAUUCAUCAAUCAUGUCGACAACAAUUGGAGAAAAUAAAUUCUCGUAUCAAACUGCUUUUAUGUGGAUGAUGUUUUGUUUUUCCGCCAUGUUUCCAUUGGUAACUUUGGCUUGGUUUGCCGAACAUAAGAAGAGAAUACGGAUUUAUCUUUGCUGUGGAAAUCGCAAAUUGUUGAAGAAUACCAUUACAGUAAAAGGCCAGAAGAGAGACAAGUUAAAAAAUGGUAAGGUUUCUGCGUACAUGACACGGCAGCCAGAUAAACAUCAACAACCACAAAAAAAUAUUAGGAAAGGACUUGGUUCACAAGGAAGAAAUGUUCCAGGAAAUUCCGAUUCAACAUCACACGAUGAUGCUACAAGUUCAACUAAGACAGCUCCUGGCGGUUAUCGAGUCCCUGUGUUAUAUGCUACUUCUGAUGGAUUACAUCUUUUAGAAUCAAAAGAUAAUGCUCAUGCCAAGGAUGAUACAAGCAAUGUUAACAAACCAAUGGAGACAGAAGGGAGUUCUUCUCCAGACAAUCCAGAAACUUCUGGUAAUGCUAACAUCAGCAAGAUACCUGAAAGUCCUGAUCAAGCUAAUGCAACUCCACCUGAACGAAAAACAUCGAGAGUAUGGUUGACAUUGAAUCCUGGGGAACUCGUUAAAAUGUUCAAAAAAUCCAACUCAGUUCUUGUUCCUGAGAAGAAGAAUAAACCAACAACUUUAACAAAGCCAACUGUAAAAGCUGUUAUUGAUAAAAGAGUUGAUGUGCUGGGAUCAAAUGAUGGUUUGCAGUCAGAAGAGGAAGAUUAUUUUAAAUAUGCAAGUUUUUAUAAUGAAGAUGAAACUGAUUCAGAAUUAAAUGAAUCUGCAAAUAGCAGAACACUUAUUCUACCUGACUUAAAUUCAGCACCAGUUCCUAUUCGAAAAAAGCGAGGUCGUGCACUUGCAAUAUCGCCUUUGCCUCCUCAGAAAACUCGCUCAGGCUUUUUUGAGUCUGAGUCAACUAAUGUGACUAAACCUACAACUCCAAAACUCAUUGAACAAUCGAGAUCUCAGAGUGUUUUGGAAAUAUUUCAGCGUUGUCAGACACCGUUUCUUCCAAAUACACCAACACCCUCAAUUGAAACGCUUGAUAUUGAAACUCGUGCGCGAAGUCAUUGCUCAAACUCUGUGUCUCCGCACCAACCAUGUGAACCAGAUGAUAAUAGCCGAAAAAUAGACGUGAAUCCUGCAAUUUAUUCUCAGUUUAAUGCAGAAAAUAAUAGUAUGAGUGAAGACAUAAUCUCCGCUUUAAGUAUCUUUGGCUAUGAUGAAAUAAAUCCUCACAUUCGUAGAUCAUCCCUUGUUAGCGAUAGAUCACUUUCAGUUAUAUCUUUGCGUUCAGAAAUUAACCUCAUUCAGAAUUCUUCUCUAAUUCCGAAAAAAAUGGGUUGAUUUAUUUAUGUACAAUAUUCUUUCAGGUAGACUGAAGUUUACAAACGUAUUAAAUAUCAAAUGUUCGGCAUCUCUUCAGAGGUAAAUUUUUUUUUGUAGAAAUUGAAUGUGAGCACUUAUUCUGUUGUUAUAUUAGGGCGAAAGUAUGAAAUCAUAUGUCAUUUUAUUUGUGAGGUGCGAAUAAGUAAUUUAAAAUUCAAGACACUCAAAAUUUUGUUGUUCUCAAGGCUAACAUAUGUUUCAUAAUAUUUUACAUUCCUACCGUUACCUAGAAUUCAUGUUUAUUUUACAACAUAUUCAAAUUUUUCAAUUUUACCAGUGACAGUUGGCCUUUGUUUAGCAUCUCUGCUCCAGCUGAAGCACUAAACAAGCAGCAACUGAUACGCACGUAGCUAUUACAUUUUGGAUGAACUCAAUUUGUUAUUAUGAUACACAUUUUCAUUUUGAAUCAAUAGACUAUGUUGAAAAUCAUGAGAUAAAAUGAAAUUUGGGAAAGUAUUCAAGGUUCAAUUGUCCUAUCCACUGCCUUUUUUUCAAACAUUCUAUACUACUUCAUUAUUGCCUAUGUUGAAAAAUGUUACUUUAAAACUAUACAAAUGCAACAAUUUUUCAAUGUAAUGCUUACCAUUGCCAUUUCUAUUGCACAGCUCAUUGAGGAGACACUAUUUUUGUUCCUAUGUUCCCUUAUUGUGUUGCAUAUUACUCAACAUGUUUAUGCAAACUGAGAUAAUCGAUUUUCCUUUCUAAAAUCUUGUAUAUAAAGUGCCCACAAUAAAUUGCUCUAUCUCUCUUCGUUUAUAUCAA